CCACCUAUAACCUUUCACAAGUUAACUGUCACUGGCCUACUCACUCAGAAUCAAAAGAAAAAAAUCUGAAUUGACUGUCACUUUGGUGUUUUAAGAGCAUGUUCAGUCCACUGACUAGAUCGGGGAGAAAGAAAAGGUUUUCAGGUGAAGGAGUGUGAGCCCUUGCUUUAUUCUCCAAGCCGGUAAGUGGCGAUACUGCUUGCCAGCCAUUGAGUAACAAAAUAGAAAACAUGAGGUAGAGUUGAAAAUACCUAAAAUCUUUAGUUGCCAACUUCAUCUCUGGGCUGCGUGGUGUGCUGUUAGUUGGAGACAGGUUGCCAGCUAGCACCUUGCAUCAUCAGACGCACGUUUUCAGCAGACAGUGACUUGUGUGUGUGAACUGGCAGCAUACACUUCGACCAAGGAUGGACCCAAGGGAACUUAGAAAAGAAGUUCCCAGGGCAAGAAAGUCAAUGGUAAUCACUAACAGGCAUCAAGUGAAGCUGCUGCGGAGGGUUCUUUCUCAGUUUACUCCCUAUUAUCCACCGUCAGAAGCAGAGCACUGCUCAGAAGCCCCUGAAGAGAGGUUGGCACCGCAAAAUCAAAACAGUCCUGAAACCACAGCAAGUGACCAGCUCAAAGACUCAGUCAGUCAUGUACCUCAAGUACCGUCAUCUGUUCCACUGCAGCUCACAGUGAAUGCUCACAUGUCUAAAGAGGAGCCUACUCUUAAUGUAGACAUUCCUCUAUCUACACCUCAUGUCACAAAUGAAAGCAGACCAGUCACAGUGGAGACAGAGGAAGAAAGCAGGAACUCUGCCUUACUCUUGAAAAUUGAAGCACUCAAGAAAAUACGCAUUGCCCCCAUUAAACAGCUAAGCGCGCCGGUGGUGACGACACCCAACACUGUGCAGUCAGCUGCCGUCUCUGACGAGGAUGUCCCGACUGGUUUCAUCAAGCAAAACGAUGAUUCUUGCACCUCGCGUGAUAGACAGGACAUGGAGACAGACCCAGCAGAGGUUGUUGAAGAUGAGGAAAUGGACAUCGAUGUGGAGAGAGUAGAUGGCAGGGGCCGCCUACUAGUGAACAAUAGCAGCGCCAUACCCCAGUUAUAUUUAUCUCCCGAUUCUCUUGCAAAUCCAGAGAGUAAGCACAUACUCUCCAGUGACCAUGAAGCUGGGCGCCAUGGAACAGGCAAGGAGGACGACCUGUUGGACACUAAAGUGGAUGUGAAGACAAGGGGGGCUGCAAAUGGACUGUGGACUCGUCUGGAAAAGCUUGUUCAACAUAUGGUGUCAGAGCAAGUUGGACAAAACUUCACUCUGUUUGAAAAAAAUCUUCAGGAGCUUCAUGACAGGGUGAUGAACAUUGAAAAGGGCACUAAACAGCAGAUUCACAAGCUAUCCAGACAGCUCCAAAUGGCUAAAGAGGACUCAAUCUCCAGGAAUGCAUCUAUGGUUGAUGCUAAUGCUGCUACUGAGUCUACAUAUCUUGCCUGUGCCACUCCACCCACACCUCUCGAAGGACCCUGGUUUGCUGCUGCUGCUGCUGCUGCUAUUGUGUUUCAAAAUGAACCUCCUGUCCACACCUCAGACUCUGCGCCCAUUAGCUGUCCUAGUGAUGUAAGAAAUUCAGAGAAGCCGGAUAGUUUGCCAGCUCUACUAAGCAGUUGCCAGCCAGACUCCAAAGACGUCCUCGAGUCCCACCUCACGGCUCCCUCGACCAGGUCUCCCGUGCUGCCCAACAUUCCCCUGGACAGCGCUCCAAGGAAUUAUCUUGUCCCAUUUAGUGCAGCACCUCAACCCUUCAUUGCUCAACCAGUCAUAGGUCCUGCCACACUCAUCUGCCCCGCCCAACCUGAGGGACAUGGAUGGCAUCAGCAGGCCUCUGCCGAGCUGGCGGGUUCAGCUCAGGCACCAGCAACUUUUCCUGGCAUGGGUUUCUCAGUGGGCCCUGGUUCUUUCACUCCAGCUUUUGUUCAGAACCUGACCACCUCCUCCUUGAUGCCUGAAGGGGUGGCUUCUCCUGCCAUCACAUACACCAUUGCUGAUGCUUGUGAAGUGGCAUUCUAUUCUGCACCAGAGGGAGAAGCAGCAGUUGAUGCGGUCACAUCUUUGCAGGUUCCUUCAGAUAUCAACCUGAAAUGUUCCUCCGAUCUCAAUCUGCCGCCCUCUCUCCCACGACUAGUCUCAAAGCUUUUCCUGCACCAGCUGCCCCAGGAUGCCCUCCAGACCCCCGUCCCCUGUCAGCCUACGCUCAGGUUAGUCUGCCUGCCCAGUCAGACGGGCGUGGAGCUCUCCUGGAGCAUGCUUGUGGAGGACGAUGCGGCCCUGGAACGCGUGCAAAGUUACUUCCUGUAUGCUUGUGUAACCAGUGACCGUCCAGUAACCUGGAAGAAUAUUGGAGUGCUCCCGGCCAGGACUUUGCCCAUGAGCUGCAGGCUCGGACACACUCAGCCGGGGUCCGUCUGUUAUUUUGCAGUGUGUGCCCAGGACAUCUACAACCGCUUUGGCCCCUUCUGUAAGCCACAGUGUUGGCUAGCCAAAUAAGACUCAUCACUUACAGCAACAAUCAGAUCUAAGAAUUCUGUUCAGGUGUUUUUUUUGUUGUUGUUAUGUUGGAGUGUAGAAAUGCUGGUCUGUGUUUGAGAGAGAGUAUUUUUAUAACCUAUGGUUAAAAUUAAGCCAGCCCAGUAUAAACUUUACAGUAUUUAAAACAACUACAAAAGAAUAUGUUGGUGACGUGAUGCAAAGUUCAUUAAAGCUCUGAAUGUGAUAUUUAGGAUGUCACACAGUUUAAUUUUUGAGCUGGCUGUUCUUUCCUGGAAAACUGACAAUGUCAGAGGUCAGUUAUAUAUUAUUUUAUUGUUAUGAAUUAAAAACAUCACUGUCUGAAUAAAGACAGCAACAAUA
Molecule: messenger RNA, 2891 nt
Organism: Clupea harengus (Atlantic herring)
Lineage: Eukaryota; Metazoa; Chordata; Actinopteri; Clupeiformes; Clupeidae
Biological process (GO): regulation of DNA-templated transcription
Cellular component (GO): transcription regulator complex; nucleus
Molecular function (GO): protein binding; transcription coregulator activity
Source: RefSeq, a predicted model, not a curated record